Messenger RNA from Selaginella moellendorffii, 815 nucleotides. RefSeq names its product serine/arginine-rich splicing factor SR45a. The record is from RefSeq and is a predicted model, not a curated record. Bases 89 to 715 code for a protein of 208 amino acids. NCBI's taxonomy places the organism in Eukaryota, Viridiplantae, Streptophyta, Lycopodiopsida, Selaginellales, Selaginellaceae. Gene Ontology annotation, cellular component: spliceosomal complex. The transcript has 8 exons. Gene Ontology annotation, molecular function: RNA binding. Gene Ontology annotation, biological process: positive regulation of mRNA splicing, via spliceosome.
UCAUUUGUCGGCCUGACGCCUAUUAUGAAGUGAGAGCAAAGCAAGCCCUUGGCCUGGUCGGGGAGAGACGGCGGAGGCGACGACGGCAAUGGGGGACGAUCGCAGGCGCAGCAGAUAUUCGCAGUCCCCAUCGCCGAGGCGAGGUCCAUCGCGGAGCCCUCCGCCGCUAAAAUCACCUCUCAAGGAGGAUCCUGACAAUCCGGGAAAUAACCUCUAUGUCACUGGGCUCUCGACGCGGGUUGCGGAAAAGCAGCUCUUGGAGCAUCUCUCGCGAGAGGGGAAGGUCCUGGAGUGUCGGAUCGUGGUGGAUCCGAGGACCAAGGAGUCUAGAGGGUUUGGAUUCGUGACAAUGGCCAGUACGGAGGAUGCGGAGCGCUGCAUCAACUAUAUGAAUCGCUCCACGCUCGAGGGCCGUAUAAUCACGAUAGAGAAGGCUAGGCGCAAGAGACCACGAACUCCUACACCUGGAGAAUACCUGGGUGUCCGAGCUCCUCCAAGAUCUCGGCCACCGGGUUACGGUCCACGACAUCGCGAGAGAGACCGAGACAGGGACUACAGGGACUACUCCCGUAGAUCACCCCGCUACUCUCCAUACAGGGGUGAUAGCCGCGACAGAUCUCCACACGGUCGGAGCUACCGCAGGGAGCGAUCCCGUUCGCCUUACUACUACCGCAGGGAACGCUCUCGCUCGCCUUACCACAUGUACCGACGCUGACCACCACAAGGCUUCUCUUCAUUUACCUGGACACUGCUACUCUCAUCCCACACUCUCAAGUUUGUACUCCAAAGAAAAAGGACAUUUUUACAUUACCAAA